Molecule: messenger RNA, 2205 nt
Organism: Sclerotinia sclerotiorum 1980 UF-70
Lineage: Eukaryota; Fungi; Ascomycota; Leotiomycetes; Helotiales; Sclerotiniaceae
Exons: 1
Coding region: 1-2205 (734 amino acids)
Biological process (GO): mitochondrial respiratory chain complex III assembly; protein insertion into mitochondrial inner membrane from matrix
Cellular component (GO): mitochondrial inner membrane
Molecular function (GO): ATP binding; ATP hydrolysis activity
Source: RefSeq, a predicted model, not a curated record
AUGAAUGGCUCCGUUCCUCACAACAUGAUGGGGAAUCCCGGGCAUCAUGCAGCUGGAGAUCAUAUCGGACAAACACCUUAUGGAUACCCACAACCCCAUAUCGUCGACAUGUUCUUCCCAGGAUUUUCACUCUUCUCAACUGCCCUCAAGAAUUACACCGCAAUCGAUCUCAACAUUUACAUUCCAAUACUCAUGAUUCUUGGCAUACUAAUCUUCUGUUGGCAAUAUAUUGAAACGUGGUUUUGGAUUGAACUCGAUGCCCAUUUUAUGUCAUCUGCUGAUAUCCGCGUCGACGAUGAAAUGUACAAUAUGGUAAUGGCAUGGGUAUCCGAGCAGCCGUUUGCACAACGAUCUCGUCGAUUCGUCGCCAAUACCAAUUUAAAUAGCCGUAUGUGGUUCAUGUGGCAAAACGAAAAUGAGGAGGAAGUGGAGGAGAACGAUGACGACUUCGAGCUCGACGAGGAGGGAAAUCCUAUUCCUAAGAAGGCGUCGGAGAAAGAGAAGAAGGUUAGAUUUACGCCAAGCUUCGGAACUUAUUACUUUUGGUACAAGAGAAGAUUGUUACAAUUCCGCCGCUCGCAGAGUGCUCCAAUAACUAAUUCUGCUGUGAGCGAAAGGGAGGAAAUUUCGCUCUCUUCUUUCGGACGGAAUCCUCGCAUUCUCAAGGAAUUACUCGAUGAAUGUCGCCAAGCAUUUAUUAAGAACGAUGAGAAUCGAACCAUUAUCUACAGAGGUGGCUCCAAGUCUGGCUCUUUUGGAGAGCCUGGCUGGACCCGUCUCGUUUCGCGUAUCUCACGCCCUUUCUCCACAGUUGUUCUGGAUGAAGUCGUCAAGCAGAAAGUCAUCGCCGACAUGAAAGAUUAUCUUCAUCCAUUUACCAGGCGUUGGUAUUCUAACCGGGGUAUUCCGUAUCGCCGUGGAUACUUGCUUCAUGGACCACCUGGAACAGGGAAAAGUUCUCUCAGCUUCGCGAUUGCUGGAUAUUUCAGGCUUAAGAUUUAUAUUGUUUCCUUGAAUUCCGGAUCCAUGAACGAAGAGACUUUAAGUACACUGUUCGCCGAGCUCCCCAAACAAUGUGUUGUUCUUCUUGAAGAUAUUGAUACAGCCGGCCUUACCCACACUCGUGAUGAAGAUAACGACGACGAUGGCGAAGAAUUCGGUCCUAAAUCCCCGUUGGCCAAGGCAACUAAGGCUUUAGAAGCUAUGGCAAAGAAAAAUAGCAACAAGGAGGAAUCGGGUAAAAUCUCUUUGAGUGCGUUGCUUAAUGUGAUUGAUGGAGUCGCAUCACAGGAGGGAAGAAUUCUCAUCAUGACAACAAAUCACAUUGAAAAGUUGGAUGAGGCACUUAUCAGACCAGGUAGAGUUGAUAUGACUGUUCAUUUUGAUCUGGCUACUAAGGAAAACAUGGAACAAAUAUUCCGAGGUAUUUACGCAACUCUUGAGGGCGAUUACCCUGAGCCCAAGGGUUCUGAAAGUGGGUAUUCUGCUUCUGGUAGUCUAAAAUCUGGCACUUCGAGAGGGAGAAGUUCGGGUAGUGAAGUAUCAAGUAGCGGGAGGGGUAUGCACAAGAAGAAACCUGCGAGUGCUUCGCGAGAAAGGAGGGUACAGGUGGAAUUAGAUCGAAUUAUCGCAGCAGAGGAGGAACAAAGAAGGGUUGAGGAUGAGGAAAGGGUAGCAAAAUUAGCCAAACUAUUUAGUGAGAAGGUUCCCGAGGGAAAGUUCAGUCCAGCGGAGAUUCAAGGGUAUCUCUUGAAGCACAAAAGGAGUGCGGAAGAUGCCAUCGAGGGGGCAGAGCGAUGGGUAAAGGAAAGAGAGGAGGAGAAAGAGAGAGCAAAGUUGAAAGAGAGUGAGGAUAGGGAAAGGAGAGAAAAAGAAAGGGCAAAAUUAGAGUCGGAGAUUGAAAAGUUGAAGAAAGAGAAGCAGGAAGCCGAGAAAGAUGACGAGGAAGGUGGAAUUGAUAAGGUAUCAAAUGAAGUCGAAACCAUCAAAGAAAAGAACGAGGCUAUAAAGAAAAAGGUGGAGGUAUUCAAGGAGGAAGUACUGGACGGAGUGGAGAAGAAGAUUCAGAAGAUGGAGGUUGGGGGAAUUAAGUUGAAGGGUAUUGAGAGGGCAAAUGAGGAGAAAGCCACAGAGGAGCUAAAGGGGGAGAUGGUUGAAUAUGCGGAAUCUGGCUCCCAAACUGAUCCAGAUGAGAUUCUUUUCUAG